Molecule: messenger RNA, 1706 nt
Organism: Charadrius vociferus (killdeer)
Lineage: Eukaryota; Metazoa; Chordata; Aves; Charadriiformes; Charadriidae
Gene: EGFL6
Product: EGF-like-domain, multiple 6
Exons: 12
Coding region: 1-1638 (545 amino acids)
Cellular component (GO): membrane
Molecular function (GO): calcium ion binding
Source: RefSeq, a predicted model, not a curated record
AUGGCCUGGAAAAAGGAGUGGGGACAGAGGAUUUUGGAGAAAGAAGAGAAUUUCAUAAAGGGGACAGGCUUAUGCUCGAGAGCUCAUGGGCAACUGGUGACUGUGAGCCAGCCUGGGGUCUGUCGCUAUGGUUCUAAACUGGAUUGCUGUUAUGGCUGGAAAAAGAACAACAAGGGCCACUGUGAAGCUAUCUGUGGACAUGGCUGCAAGUAUGGCGAGUGCACGGGACCAAACAAAUGCAAAUGUUUCCCUGGAUUUACAGGGAAAACCUGUAAUCAAGAUCUGAACGAAUGUGGACUGAAACCACGUCCCUGUGAACACAGAUGUAUGAAUACACAUGGCAGCUACAAGUGCUAUUGUCUCAACGGGUACAUGCUUAUGCCAGAUGGCACGUGUGCAAGUUCUAGGACAUGUGCCAUGGUGAAUUGCCAAUAUGGAUGUGAAGAAGUCAAAGGGGAGAUACAUUGUCUUUGUCCGUCAGGUGGCCUUCAGCUGGGACCAAACGGAAGGACGUGCAUUGACGUUGAUGAGUGCUCCACUGGCAAAGCUGUCUGCUCUUACAACCGCAGAUGCGUCAACACGUUUGGAAGCUACUACUGCAAGUGCCAGCUUGGUUAUGAACUGAAAUACGUCAGCGGCCGUUAUGACUGUGUAGAUGUAAAUGAAUGUGUGACAAAUACACACAGGUGUAACCUCCACGCAGAGUGCCUCAACACCGAAGGAUCCUUCAAAUGCAAAUGUAAACAGGGCUACCGAGGAAGUGGAUUCGAUUGUGCUGUUAUCCCUGAAAAGUCAGUGAAGGAAAUUGCAAGAAUCCCUGGAACAGCUAAGGACACAAUUAAGAAACUUCUUGCACAUAAAAACAGUAUGAAAAAGCAUGAAACAAUCAAGAAUGUGAUCCCAGAAGCAGCCGUGACACCGGCUUCUAAGACCCACUUGCAGUUAUUGGACUAUGAAGGUGGUAUUGAUCUUGGUGGGAGCUACACUGAGGAAGAGAAAGAAACUGAAGCUACUGCAGAAGAGGAGGCAGAAGAGUCAGACGAAAUCGAGAAGGAAGAUUUUGAGAAUCAAAUUGAGCAUGAGCGAAGCCUUAGAGGAGAUGUCUUCUUUCCCAAGGUGAAAGAAGCAGCUGCCUUCGGCCCUCUCCUGGCACAGAGGAAAGUUCCAGUGUCGAGACCAGAGCAAGAAGUUGAUUGCAGCUUCAGUCGAGGGGUCUGCGACUGGAAACAAGAUGCUGAUGAUGACUUUGACUGGAAUCCUGCUGAUCGAGAUAGAGGCGAUGGGUACUACAUGGCUGUUCCAGCCUUUGUGGGGCACAAGAAGGAUAUGGGGCGUCUAAAACUUCUCCUCACCGACCUCAAACCAAAGAGCAGCUACUGCUUGAUUUUCAGUUAUCGGCUUGCUGGCGAGAGAGUGGGGAAACUUCGAGUGUUCCUGGCAAACAAAAAAACCACUCCUGUCUGGGAGCAGAACAAAGGGAAAGAUGAAAGGUGGAGAACUGGAAAAAUAGAUAUAUUUCAGGGGACUGAAACAACCAACAGUGUCACUUUUGAAUCAGAACGUGGGAAGGGCAAAACUGGAGAAAUUGGAGUGGACAAUGUUAUACUAAUUUCUGGUCUAUGCCCAGAAGAUACCUGACAAUGAAUAUUUGAGUAUACUGGAUUUGAUCUUGUUUUUAAUAUUUGCCUUACUAGUAGUGUAUUUUU